Molecule: messenger RNA, 3512 nt
Organism: Nezara viridula (southern green stink bug)
Lineage: Eukaryota; Metazoa; Arthropoda; Insecta; Hemiptera; Pentatomidae
Source: the annotation of a GenBank genome assembly
UUUUCACUAAAUAUUUUUUUAAUUUUAUGACAUAAAGUAGGGAUAUAAUUUAAUCUAUAUUUUUCUAAUUGUUUUCCAGAUUUAUUUUCCAGUUUGUUGAUUAUUGUUUGUUGCAAUGUUGUUUUCUGUCACUAUAGUUUGUGGAAGUAAAAAAAUCUUUUAUGGGUUUUUGGCUAGUUUUUAUUUUGUUUUGAAUUUUAUUAUUAAAUACAGGUUGCAAGUGAAUUGCUAUAAUAUCAGAAGGUUUUGGUGUAUUUUCUAUCUGUUUAUUAACUUGAAACCAUAUUUUGUUAAUGAUUGGUUUAUGGAACAUAUUUUCAAUUAAAAUAUUAUAAAUUUUUGAUUUUGUUUCUUUUAUGUAUUUAGCAUCUGUAAUUUCCCAAGCUCUACUAAUGUGAUUUUUUGUUGUGAUUAUUAUCUGAUAUUUUGGAUGUUGGCUAUUGAAAUUUAGUAGUCUAUUACUUGUUAUAUAUUUUUUUGGUCCAUUUUGUGUUAAAAGAAUUAUCAUUAAGUCUGAAAAUCAUAACUUGUCAUCUAUAAGUUUUUCUAUUGUGAAUAUUAUUCUUUUGUUAUAACUAUUAAGUAUAUCCAGCGAGCCUUUAAAUUGAUCUUUUUCAGUUAUGAUGAAUAAGUCAUCUAUAUAUUUAUUUAUGCAGACAGGUUUAAUUAUUGUUUUGUCUAAUGAUUUAUUUAAUAAUUUAUUCAUAAAUAUUUUUUGGGAGAGUAAACCGUUACUUAACUUUAUUCAUAUACCUUGUAUAAAUAAACAUCUCCCUUAGGACUUACAGUUGUGUUAUGUCAAUGUAACAUUAAAAAUCAUCAGUUACUUGGUUUUUGUCAUACAAGUAAAUUAUCGUGAAUACCUUUAGCCUGUUUUUUUUGUAGCAAAUGUAAUAGUUUAUAAAAGUUUUUGGUUUCAGAUUCUCCUUAAAAAUAAUGAGAUAUCUUCUGCUGAAUUGGAUUUUUUUCUGAGAUUUCCUAUUACACCUCAUGUUACUAGUCCUGUUGAUUUUCUUUCUAAUGCAAGCUGGGGUGGUAUCAGAACACUGUCCACAAAAGAUGAAUUCAGAAAUUUGGAUAAAGAUAUUGAAAGUUCCUCAAAAAGGUGGAAAAAACUAGUUGAAUCGGAAUGUCCAGAAAAAGAAAAGUUACCACAAGAAUGGAAAAAUAAAACACCUAUUCAGCGACUUUGUAUGAUGAGAGCUCUUCGUCCUGAUAGAAUGACUUAUGCUAUCAAAGCAUUUAUUGAAGAAAAACUUGGGGCAAAAUAUGUUGAAUCAAGAAGUAUAGAUUUUGCUAAAUCAUUUGAAGAAUCGAGUGCUGGAACUCCCAUAUUUUUUAUUUUAUCACCUGGUGUUAAUCCAUUAAAGGAUGUUGAGCAUCUGGGACGAAAGCUUGGAUUUACAACCGAUAAAGGAAAUUUUCACAAUGUUUCAUUGGGCCAAGGACAAGAAAUUAUUGCAGAAGAGGCUAUGGAAUUGGCUUCUGGUCAGGGUCAUUGGGUUGUUCUACAGAAUGUUCAUCUUGUGAAAAAAUGGCUUCCUGUACUAGAGAAGAAAUUAGAGUUUUUAGGAGCAGAUGCAAAUCCUGAAUUCAGAGUUUUUAUGUCUGCAGAACCAGCCUCUUCUCCAUCUGCUCAUUCCAUUCCUCAGGGAAUUUUGGAAUCUUCAAUAAAAAUUACCAAUGAACCACCAACUGGUAUCAAAGCAAAUCUUCAUAAGGCAUUGGAUAACUUUUCACAGGAGACAUUAGAAUUGUGUUCAAAAGAAGCUGAAUUCAAAGCCAUCCUCUUUGCUUUGUGUUAUUUCCAUGCAGUAGUAGCUGAAAGAAGAAAAUUCGGUCCUCAGGGAUGGAAUAAAGUUUAUCCAUUUAAUGUUGGUGAUUUAAAUAUUAGUGCAAGUGUUCUUUACAACUAUUUGGAAGCCAAUUCAAAGGUUCCAUGGGAAGACCUGAGAUAUUUGUUUGGAGAAAUAAUGUAUGGUGGACAUAUUACGGAUGAUUGGGACAGAAGAUUAUGUAUUAGUUAUUUAGAAGAAUUUAUGCAACCAGAACUUGUUGAUGGUGAACUGUUGCUCGCUCCAGGUUUUGCUGCUCCUCCAAACCUAGACUAUCAAGGUUAUCACACUUAUAUUGAUGAAGCCAUGCCUGCAGAAAGUCCUUAUUUAUAUGGCCUACAUCCGAAUGCUGAGAUUGGCUUCCUUACAACAACAUCUGAGAAACUGUUCAGGACAGUAUUUGAAAUGCAGCCAAGAGAAACUGGAGCUUCAGGUGGUGCUACAGUGACUAGAGAAGAAAAGGUGAAACAAAUCAUUGAUGAAAUAGUGGAAAAGUUACCUGAAGAGUUUAACAUGACUGAGAUUAUGGGUAAGGUAGAAGAGAGAACCCCUUAUGUAAUUGUUGCUUUUCAAGAAUGCCAAAGGAUGAACCAUCUUACGGGAGAAAUGAAGCGAUCCUUGAAAGAGCUGGAUUUAGGUUUAAAGGGUGAACUGACGAUUACAUCCGACAUGGAAGAUUUGGAAAAUGCCCUCUUUCUGGAUCAAGUUCCUGCUGUCUGGUCUGCUAGGGCAUAUCCAUCACUGCUUGGACUCACCUCAUGGUUUAUUGAUCUUCUGCUGAGGCUUCGCGAACUGGAAACCUGGUCCACAGACUUUGUUUUACCUUCAUCAGUAUGGUUAUCUGGAUUUUUCAAUCCACAAUCCUUUCUAACUGCCAUUAUGCAAAGUACUGCUAGAAAAACUGAGCAGCCUUUAGAUAAAAUGUGUUUGCAAUGUGAUGUCACAAAAAAACACAAAGAAGAUUUUAUGAGUCCUCCUCGAGAAGGAGCUUAUGUUCAUGGAUUUUUCAUGGAAGGUGGUCGUUGGGAUGUACAACAAGGAAUAAUUAUGGAGUCUAGAUUAAAAGAACUGUUUCCAGCUGUACCAGUUAUUAACAUAAGGGCUAUUCCUCAAGACAAGCAAGAUCUAAGAAAUGUUUACGAAUGUCCUGUAUAUAAAACGAGAACUAGAGGGCCAACAUACGUGUGGACAUUCAAUUUAAAAACAAAAGAAAAACCUGCGAAAUGGACUUUAGCUGGAGUUAGCUUAUUACUACAGAUUUAAAUAAAGAACCAGCUUAUGAAAGACGAUAAAAUAAAUAAAAACUGGUUAAAUAAAUUAUUAAUCAAUAUUCGGAAUAAUUUUCAUAAAAAAGUAAUAAUAUGGACACUAUUUAUUUCUGUCAACUUGGAUUUAUCUGAAAAGAAAAAUACAACUAUUUAAGAGGUCAGCUAUUUUUUUUUCUAUGAAGAACAUUUUGAGAAUUAUUAUAAAUAUAAUAAUGAAGUAAAAACGAUUAAAACAUUUUUAGAGAUAUUUUUGUCUAUUAAUUCGUUUAAGGAAUCGUUUGAGUUUAUGGAAGCUUCCAAAGUAUCAAUAUUUCUAUUUGUUGAAAAAAAUUAUCAGUUUUCAAUUAUGACAUAUUCCUUAUUAAUGCCAUCAUGAUGGGGAUGGCAGUGCACUUAUAUCAUGUUGUCA